Molecule: messenger RNA, 309 nt
Organism: Rangifer tarandus platyrhynchus (Svalbard reindeer)
Lineage: Eukaryota; Metazoa; Chordata; Mammalia; Artiodactyla; Cervidae
Source: the annotation of a GenBank genome assembly
AUGUGCAGUAACAUGGGUAAAGCUUUAAGCAAGAGUGCUAACUCCAACAAUCACAAGAAUAUUUAUAGGGAAGUGAGAAGAUUUUCAUGCAGUGAAACUGGGCAUAACGUUGACCAUGACUCAAGUCUUAUGAAACAUCAGGGACCUCAGUCUUCAGACAACGAUUUUAAAAGUAAUAAAUAUAUGAAUAUAUUUUAUCAAAGAUUGCAUCUUUCUCUAUAUAAGAGUGUUCACAUUGGAAAGAAUACUUAUGAUUGUGGUGUGUAUGGGAAAGUUUUAAAUCAAUCUUUAAAACUUAUUCAACAGUAG